GAAGUAAAUGCUCUGAAUACGUACGUCCCCCACCACUGGUAUUCAGUUACUGUCCACUGCUGCAGUUGGAAACAGUUUGUCCAGACAAAUAUCUCUCGUCACACUCUUCCCCCUCAGAGAGAGAGCGAGCUCUUCCGACUAAACACAAGCAGAGAAGAAGAGAAGACAGCGGCAGCUCUCCGUUCUGUGUCUGCUCAGUAUCUGAAUGCAGGGGCGUCAUUAUUUCACAUCCUCGCUUCAUUUCUGUCAUUUAUUCCGACUUAAAGGUGGUUUUUAAUGCAGAGGCAGACGGUAGAUUGAAAGUGGAAAAUGGUUCCAGUCAAACUUGUCAUCCUGGGAGCUCAAAACACUGGGAAAACAGCACUGUGCGUUCGUUUCAUAACCAAGAGGUUCAUUGGUGAAUAUGACCAUAAAAAGGAGGUCACAUACAGAUGCAGUCGUGUGGUGGACCAGGAAGCCGUGGAUCUGGAGAUUUUGGACAUAGUUUAUAAGGAGAGUUCUGUAUCGUCUCUGGAGUCGUCCAUCCGCUGGGCUGACGGUUUCCUGCUGCUCUACUCUAUUACGCAUCGCCUGAGCUUCCUGGAGGUCCCACGACUCAAAAAACUCAUCGAUCAGACCAAACAGAGUUUAGUGGUUCCCACGGUGCUCGUGGCGAAUAAGGCAGACUUAGAAAUCGGCAGAGAAGUGACAACAGAGGAAGGACAGCGACUGGCCAAAGAUCUGAGGUGUGUUUUCAGUGAGCUGUCUGUGGCUGAGGCUGUGUUCGCAGUGGAAGCAGCAGUGUUUCAACUCAUCAGGCAGGUGCUGGACCAGCAGCGCCCUCUGCCUGACCGACGCUCCUACAUGCUGACGGUUCGACACGCUCUGACCAGGAAACUGACCCGGUCUAAAACCAUGCAGUGGUGAUCCAUUUAGCUGUCACAUUCAGUAACAAUGCUUUUACACUUGUGGGUUAUUUAUGAUUAUUAUUUAAUUCAGUCAUGUGGUAUAGUUUUUUUUUUUUUAAUUGAACAAAGAUAUCAUGAGUGCAGAGAGGUUUAUGACAAACAUUACUCACACAUGUAAGGAUGUAUAUAUAACACAAAGUAUACAAUUAAUGUUAAAUGUAUAACACAGUAAAACAAGUUUCUCAUUUUAAGAUAGUAAUAACCUGAAUAUCUGCAGGACUGACACAAAAAAGAAAACAGAGAGAAGCAUGAUGAUGAGG
Messenger RNA from Sphaeramia orbicularis (orbiculate cardinalfish), 1207 nucleotides. Its product is annotated as ras-related and estrogen-regulated growth inhibitor. NCBI's taxonomy places the organism in Eukaryota, Metazoa, Chordata, Actinopteri, Kurtiformes, Apogonidae. The transcript has 8 exons. The coding region runs from base 310 to 906 and encodes 198 amino acids. The record is from RefSeq and is a predicted model, not a curated record. Gene Ontology annotation, molecular function: GTPase activity; GTP binding.